This is a messenger RNA of Rubroshorea leprosula, 1483 nucleotides long. The record is from the annotation of a GenBank genome assembly. NCBI's taxonomy places the organism in Eukaryota, Viridiplantae, Streptophyta, Magnoliopsida, Malvales, Dipterocarpaceae.
AAAUCGGAAAACCCAAAGCCCAGAUCAUUGUCUGAUCGCUAUCGAGUUUCCCUCUUUCCAAUUCCUUUGCAAUCUUCAGGAACACAGGAAUUCUAUUCCCUUCUCCUUGUUCCAGUUUGUAGAUAUCAGCCAAGAAUUCGGAGACAAAUGAUUAAACCCAAGAACUUCCUUCAGAAUCUGAUCAAAAUUUUCAAGUUUGGUUCAGGGAAAGGAGAAAGAAUGAAGAGGACUUGCAGAAAGUAGCUGAAGACUUGCAGAAAAUAGCUGAACGGGAACAAAAGCACUUUCCUUUUGAGACUUUAGUUGCUGCAACCAAGGAUUUCCACUCUACUCACAAGUUUGGUCAAGGAGGUUUUGGACCGGUGUUCAAGGGGAGGUUGAGUGAUGGGAGAGAAAUUGCUGUUAAGAGGCUAUCUCAGACCUCAAAUCAGGGGAAGAAAGAGUUCCAGAAUGAGGCUAAGUUGCUAGCAUGUGUGCAACACCAAAAUGUUGUCAACUUGUUGGGGUAUUCUGUGCAUGGCACCAAGAAGCUAUUGGUUUAUGAGUAUGUUUCUAAUGAAAGUCUAGACAAGCUCCUCUUCAUCUUUGUGUAGAACCCAAUAGAAGAGAAGAGCUUGACUGGAAGAGGAGGUUCGACAUAAUAUGUGGCAUUGCUCGGGGAUUGCUUUACCUUCAUGAUGACUCACAUUAUCGCAUCAUCCACCGAGAUAUCAAGGCCAGCAACAUUUUACUGGACAAAAAGUGGAUCCCUAAAAUUGCUGAUUUUGGCAUGGCCUGCCUCUUCCCUGAGGAUCAGACACAUGUCAACACCCGGGUAGCUGGUACCAGGUAUGUUCUUUGACAUAGUUUAAAUUCAUGUGACCUUUCUGUAAUCCAGUUCCUCCUCACAUUGUAUCAAAGGUGAUGACUUCUUUUUACUAGUAUAUAACGGUGGAUAUAUGGCACCAGAGUAUUUCAUGAAUGGUCAGUUAUCUGUGAAGGCAGACGUGUUCAGCUUUGGGGUUUUGGUUCUGGAGGUGAUUAGCGGCCAGAGAAACUCGACCUUCAGUUCGCAUUCUGAAUCACAAAGUCUACUGGAGUGGGCAUAUAAGCUCUACAAAAAAGGAAGGAGCUUGGAAAUGAUGGACUCUGCUAUAGCAGCAUCAGCAGUCCUGGAGCAAGUAGCUAUGUGCAUCCAAAUAGGAUUGCUGUGCACCCAAGGCGAUCCCCAAUUACGACCCACAAUGCGACGUAUAGUUGUGGUGCUAUCAACGAAACCUGGCAAUUUAGAAGAGCCAACCAGGCCUUGGGUUCCAGGCUCGCGAUAUAGGAGAUCCCGCAGACCUCCUGGAACGUCAUCCACUCCAGGAUCUUCCACUGCAGGCUCUUCUGGUGAUCCAAGACUUCCAUUUCUUAUCUUCUUCUUAAUUAUUUUAUCAUUAUUAUUUUUAAUUACAUAUAAUGUAUUAAAUUAAAGAAAGAGGAAUAAAAACUGGUUUUUAUU